AUGAUAGAGAGGAUGAGUGAAAAAGAAAAUCUUAAAGACAAAAGUCUAACAAAACUAGAACUUGAGUUAAAACGUCAAAUUUUCAAACAAAAUCAAAUUUUUUCAAAUAUUACUAAAAUCUUCAAAAUGUCUUACCAAAUGUGUGCAAAUUUCAUCAAUACUCCUUAUAAUAAUAUUCCUCUUGAUAAAUGCCAUCCUUACUGA
Messenger RNA from Rhizophagus irregularis DAOM 181602=DAOM 197198, 204 nucleotides. The record is from RefSeq and is a predicted model, not a curated record. NCBI's taxonomy places the organism in Eukaryota, Fungi, Glomeromycota, Glomeromycetes, Glomerales, Glomeraceae.